This is a messenger RNA of Caenorhabditis angaria, 338 nucleotides long. The record is from the annotation of a GenBank genome assembly. NCBI's taxonomy places the organism in Eukaryota, Metazoa, Nematoda, Chromadorea, Rhabditida, Rhabditidae.
AUGGAAGAAAAGGAAGCUGUUGAAUUGACUGAUUUCUAUCAUUCAGUUAUCUUCUUCUGCGAUAAAUAUUCAUUGGACAAGCGACAGGUAUGCAUUUUUCACGAAAAUCGAAAUUUCGCAAAAAAUUAUCAUAGGUUUUCCUUGGUUUGAUUCUAACUCUAUUAUUCUUCAUCUUCUUGGUGUGCACAAUUAUUGCUUGGAAACGAUAUUCCCCGAUUAUUCAGGAAUUAUUGAUUAAAGAGAGUAUUGAAAAAGCGAAAACAGCUGAAAGUAAGUAUUUAGAAUUCACUGUUCUGUUAUUCAAUAAAAAAACAAUUCCAGAAAAUAAGGAAGAAUGA